UCCUCCAAUCUUUCCAAACAAUAUCCCAUAACAAAACCUUUAUCCUAUAUAGUCCUUUCAAGAUUUCCUUGCCUUAUUUUCUUUAUCUGAAACCUCAACCCUCUCAAAACUAACUUAACAAUAUCCCAUGGCUGCUGCUCCUCAACCACCAAGUCUAUCUGAAACAAUAAUCACCAACUCGUUAUCGGAAAACAACGUUACGAUCAACGAAAAGAUCUACACAAGACUCCGUCUGGCUACGAAAGCUGAUCUGUACCAUAUAUACCAACUGUUUUACCAAAUCCAUGCAUACCAUAACAACACUCACUUAUACAAAGCCACCGAGUCCUCCUUAGCCAACUUGCUCUUUAAAGAAAACCCUCUUCCGCUUUACUACGGACCAUCCGUACUUCUACUCGAGGUCUCUCCAACCCCUUUUAGCGAAUCCAAGAAUACCACGGACAAAGGGUUCAAGCCCGUCCUUACAACAUUCGACCUUAAAUUCCCCGUUGUUGAAGGACAGGCGGAGGAAUUCAGGUCCAAAUAUGAUGACGAGAAUGAUAAAAACGAUGUUUUUAUAGCGGGAUAUGCUUUCUUUUACGCGAAUUAUUCGUGCUUCUAUGACAAACCUGGAUUCUAUUUCGAGAGUCUUUACUUCAGGGAAAGUUACAGAAAGUUGGGAAUGGGGAGAUUGUUGUUUGGAACUGUUGCGUCCAUUGCUGCCAACAAUGAAUUCGUUUCGGUGGAAGGAAUAGUUGCAGUUUGGAAUAAGAAGUCUUAUGACUUUUACAUAGAUAUGGGGGUUGACAUAUUUGAUGAGUUUAGGUAUGGGAAGUUGCACGGUGAAAAUCUUCAAAAGUAUGCUGAUAAAGGAGAAAAAUGAUGAACGAAGUUGUUGGUGUUCUUUUUCUUUAUUACCUUGAUAUGAUUUCCUAUCAAAUUCUUCUUUUUAAUUUCUGUAAAGGCAGAAAUCUCAGUGUGUAUUAUAUUUGUAUUUGAAUAUUUUGAGUUUGUUGUA
Lycium ferocissimum is the source of this 997-nucleotide messenger RNA. RefSeq names its product tyramine N-feruloyltransferase 4/11-like. The transcript has a single exon. NCBI's taxonomy places the organism in Eukaryota, Viridiplantae, Streptophyta, Magnoliopsida, Solanales, Solanaceae. The coding region runs from base 128 to 862 and encodes 244 amino acids. The record is from RefSeq and is a predicted model, not a curated record. Gene Ontology annotation, molecular function: N-acetyltransferase activity.